This is a messenger RNA of Adineta ricciae, 1287 nucleotides long. Lineage: Eukaryota; Metazoa; Rotifera; Eurotatoria; Adinetida; Adinetidae. The record is from the annotation of a GenBank genome assembly.
AUGUAUUGUCGUCCGAUACGUUUAGUGAAAAUUGGUCUUCUUAUUUUAUGUUUUUCAAUAUGUUUAUAUGAAAUCUCGAUAUUUUUCUACAAAUCGAAACGAACUGAUAUUAUUUCUGGAAAGACAAAUUCCACCGAACAGUUUUCAUUGAAGCCUUCGAAAGAAUAUCAAGAAAUCUUCGAAAAACUUUCACCAUUCACAGUCCAUUUACCAAAAUUUUUCGAUGAAGAAGCGAAAAAUUGGUUCUACAAUUGUACCUAUUAUAAAAUCAAUUCGAAAAAGUGUCCGGAGAAAAAUUGUGAAAAAAAUGGAGUUCUUUUUAACGAUCCAAAAGAACAUUUAGAUGUUUACUUAGCAUUUGUUAGAAAUGGUCUUUAUACGAAUGAAGAUUGCGGUUAUAACUAUGAUAAUGAAGCCAUGCGAAGAGUUUUUGAAAAUGAAAAAGAUAUUCCAACAGUUUAUGAAACAGCAUUUAUUUAUACAGUUCCUGAUGGAUGGGCUUUUCAACAUUUUCUUGAUGGAAUUGGCCCAAAAUUAUCUCAUUCAUUUACUUUUUUAAACAAAUAUCCAGAUGCAAAAGUUGUUAUUCUAAGAGGUUCACGGUUUGAUCGAUCUGUGAAGGAAAUUUGGGAAAUGCUUGGUGUUCCAGAAUUUUCUCGAAUUAUUCAUCAUAGUGGUGGAUCAAGAAUUGGUGCUCGUUUAUUAAUCAAUCCCUGUCGCACACCUGGUAUUCAUCCACAUUUGUGGCACAAUGCAAGAAAAAUGUAUUGGUCUAUAUCAAAUAUAAGUCAAACAAAUGAUCAAUCAAAACGAAAGAAUUUUAUUUAUAUUCAAAGAACAUCAACAAAUGCAGCAAACGGCGCACGUCUUAUUCUUAAUGAUGAAUCAUUUAUUAAUUUAUUAAAAAAACAUUGUGAAACGAAUUCGUUGAAUUUUAUUCAAUAUGAUCAUUCAAAAGAUUCCAAUCAUAUUAAAUAUCGUAUUGAAUUAUUCUACAACGCUCGUUAUAUUAUCGGUGUUCAUAGUGGAGCUUUGUCAAAUAUGAAUUUCGCUCAGUCAGGCACCACAUUAAUCGAAAUAAUGCCUUAUAGAUCAGGAACAAGUUCAUUACCAAUGACAUGUUCAAUGUUUAAUCCACUUGAUAUAAAAGCAUGUGCUGGUUAUAUUUUAUAUACACAAUCUCAGUUAUUAAAUCAAACUUAUUGGAUUUUACCAACGGUUGUUAAUAAUGAUGGAAAUAUGAACGUGAAUUUGAGUCGAGUUGAAAAUCUUCUUCAACAAGUUUAG